This is a messenger RNA of Arabidopsis arenosa, 1617 nucleotides long. The record is from the annotation of a GenBank genome assembly. NCBI's taxonomy places the organism in Eukaryota, Viridiplantae, Streptophyta, Magnoliopsida, Brassicales, Brassicaceae.
UCCUUGUGUUCUUUUCAAGGAAACUCCAUGGAUAGUGACCAAGAAAGAAAGAGCUUUCUGCAAGACAUGCUGCACGUGGUUUUGCUAUCAUCAACAAGAGGAUUCCAGCCUCUGCUUGGACCAGUCAUGCCAAUUUCAAGGAGAAGAGAGAUAAGCCGCGGGAAGAGGGUUGUUGAAGCAGAUUCUGAACCUGCACAAGAAGAGGCUGUUGAAAUGGAGGAAGAAGAAGCUGUUGAAAUGGAGGAAGAGAUCAAACCUGCUAAGCCAGCCAAAAGGGAUAAGAAGAAGAGGAAGCCUCCUACUCCCGAGGAGUACUAUAGCUAUCUCAAGACACUGGAGUUCGAAGGCACAAGACAUCCUCAUCGGGAAACGAUGGCUGCUUUGGGAAUCGCUGAAGAUAUCGACUACCUUGCUGAGAUGUGCGGUUUAAAAACCUUCCUGGGGUAUAGUUUCGAGGGUUAUCAAGAGGAGACCUGCCAGCUCCUAGCCACUCUUGACGUACACUUCUACGCGGAUGAACAAGAAGAAGAGAAUGGGAGAGGUUUUGGAUACAUCACGUUCUCUGUCAAGGGAAGAGACUACUCACUAACGAUCAGGGAGCUUAAUCUCUUGUAUGGAUUCCCGAGCAAAGAGGGAUUGGUUCAAGAUUUCGAUAAGCGCGAACUCCAAGCCUUCUGGAAGACAAUCGCCGGACCAGGAGAUUACAAGCCUUCGAAAAGCAAGAGCUCCUCUAUUAGAAGCCCAGUGGUGAGGUAUCUACACCAGUCCAUUGCUAGCAUGUUCUUUGCAAAGAAGAUCACCGGUACCAUAAGUGAAGGUGAACUGCAGCUUCUGGACUUAGCUCUCCUAUUCACCUUAAGAAACACUAGUGAUGGAGCAGAAAUGGUGGGAGAUAGAGGAAAUGCUCCUCUAAUAGCCUGUGUUCUUGGAUCAUUUAUUGGGAUACAAGGAUUCAAUCACCCUGAAGAAGGAACUUCUAGGCUGCUUCUACCAUGCACGAAUCACACCACGAUUAGAGCUGGUGAGAACAUCGAUUUCUGUCCACCAUCCUUCAUUCUCUACGAUUCACAAGUCGCCCCUGCCUCUCCACCGCCUCAAGCAAUGCACGAGGACGACCAGGAGCAAACCCAAGACGCUCCUGAUGAUUAUGCACCAGAGCGGUUCUUCUUCGAGGAAUACAAAGCUCCUAGGCAGACCAAAGGCGAGAGAGAAGCUCACAAGCGCAUAGGACUCCUGCAAGGAUUGGGAAAGUUUCAAGGGAAGGCGAUGCGAGGAUUGUCCAAGAAGGUAGACUCAUUGACCACCAUGGUGAAGAAGAUGGCGCUUCAGAUCACAGACCUCCAGAAGAAGUCCAAGCAUUCUCCAUCAUCAUCAGAAGAGAGAGGUACUUUGAGAAGAAGCGGUUCCUCAAGCAUGGCUCCACGACACGCGGUAAGGGCUGAUCCUCCAAGAUAUUCAUCCUUUGAACCACGCCAGAGGGAAAGCCAAGAAGAGUCUACACCACUCCCCAAACGUUCGCAAAGCCAUCGCAGGAAAGCGGAAGGUUCAGAAGCCAAGUCCAGAGGCAGACUCGACCAUGGAGCUCGAUGACACGUCGAGACAGCACGUCGAGCCUGC